UCAGCUGACUCAAUCACGUGACCAAAGCUUAGCUUCGCUGCACAAAAUGGAGUUGUCGGAUUCGGUGGCAAAGGGGCUCCAAACCUUGGCCGACCCCGCUUAUCUCGGCCUGCACCACUUCACGGCGUUAAUCGAAGUGGCCUUCCGCAGUCUGCUGUCUUCGCGAGCCGACGGCGUGUUCGAUCACCCAGAUCUGAAGAUCAUUGAUCAAGCUCUUCUGAAACACUGUCACGUCGCAGCAACAACGUUUAUUUUAGAAGCAGUGAAGCAAAAUGCAGACAAGUCAACUAUUAGCUCGUGCCUUGAAGAGGUCAAAUUUGACACUGAAAGAUCGGACGCUUUUUAUACAGCAUACCAGAAAAACAAAACAAGUCUGGAGAAUCUGUUGUCUAGCAUCGACGGAUGUCCUCCUCAUGUAACCGAUGCGUCGUGGCGUCUGGACUAUUGUAUAAAGAAUGGCCACGUGCAUAAGGUCAAUCAGCCGUCCUAUCUGAUUUCUUUCAGCACUCAGAAUGGGGAGAACGGAGCAACGUCUUCAGAAGUAAACUUUAGUUGCACAUUGGAGCAACUUCAGGAUCUGGUGGCAAAACUCAAGGACGCAGGUAAAACUAUGGAGCGCGCCUCCCAACUUUAGCCGCGCGCACGUCCGUUUUCCGUGAUCAGAUCCUUCUUCAGCCAGUUCCCAUCGGAGACGACAUGACGUGUUUUGCUGCUUUUGUGCCAUUUUCGUGUUUGUAAUUUCAUUUUAAAAAAUGUAUUAAAUAAAAUAUGAUACAAACGUCUCUUGUGAA
Molecule: messenger RNA, 791 nt
Organism: Electrophorus electricus (electric eel)
Lineage: Eukaryota; Metazoa; Chordata; Actinopteri; Gymnotiformes; Gymnotidae
Gene: commd3
Product: COMM domain containing 3
Biological process (GO): sodium ion transport
Source: RefSeq, a predicted model, not a curated record